GCCCUCCUGUCCCUUCAGGACAUUCCCAGCUGCCUGCGGGGUCUGAGAGCCAUGGCAGGACUUAAUCACUCACUGCCUUUUUGAUACUCAUAGUACUGUGCUGCACUGUGUUCUGUGUCCAGCAUUAGCCAAAACAGACCAUUGGUACAGUCUCACACACACAUGUAGAGCUCAGUCCACUGACAGCUAAAUAAGGCAGAAAAGGCUUUUUCUAUUCUUUUUUCCCAUUUUUGCCACUGCAGGCCAGAUCACAAUGUUCUUAUUCAGUUUUGUUUGAUCGCUAAACAACCAAAAUUUUUCUUUGACCUCAGCAGGAAUCUGCCUGGGUCAAAAAUUCCACAAAUUUUCAUGGAAGUUAUUCCAGCUUGGUUCUGAUGUAACUAAGUGGUCUCUGGUGAAACGGGAUGGGUUCAGGACCAAGUUGUUCCUUUUAUUUCCUACUGUUCAUUUUGAAUGUGGUGCUGGUGUUGCCUUCCAGCCCAGCGAGGUUUGGGUGGCGCAGCCGAAGGUACAGCAGUGACAAUGAGAGGACAAAAGCAGCCUGUUGCUGUGGCCAAACUGCCAGGCUCCCAGCUAGUGUUGGUUUCUAAGGUUACUGGAAUUGCCUGAGGCUAAAAGAAUGUCUUUGUAGCUCUUUUAUAAAUCCUUUGUGAUGCCUACAGAAAGGAGGGGGGAAGAGGUGAAGGAAAGGGAGGAGGGAGGUGGACAGUUCAAAUCUGCCACAUCCUGCUAAUUCAGGAAGCAGAGAGAGUUGAGACUGCCCUUCUGUAUGUGUGGCCACUAAAAGGAGUGAACAAAUUCGGGUUUGGUUUAAGGCAGAAAGAAUUUCCCAGAUCUGUAUUAUUGUGAUUUGUGCUCUCUUGCUGUCCCCUCCCAAGCAGUGUCCAAAGGAGUGAACUCUGUUCCCUCUGGGACAGAACUGUAAGAAGUGUACAAAGCACUGAAAUUCCUCUGGGAUUCCAAAUGUAUGGUUAUCAUUCAAGGGUUCUGCAUCCAUUUCAUGCUGCAGGCUGCUUCUGUAGCACUUGUGUUAGCUGGACAGCAGAACUGCAACACCCUGUGGGUCAUUAAAAUAAUUUCUGAGUAGGCAUGCUGGAACAGGCUGUGAGCUGGGGGAAGUGGAAAUAGCUGGGCUAAUAAACUAAGUGCUCUGCUCUUGCAGUGGUUUUUUUUUUUUUGGUCCUGUUAUUUCACUGCUCAAAAAAUAGCCAUGCAGCCACUGUUGGUGUUGGACACUGACAGCAGCACAGUGCUGAGAGCUGUCUGGGAUGAGCUACCUUUCAGAAAUGUCUCAGGUAUCAUGGGAUCAUUCCUGCUGUUGUUUAGAUUUCAUACAGCAUGUUGAACUGCAUUUCAGCUGAAAGCUUUCAAAAUGGAAAUCACUGACAGAAGGAGCUUUAAUAGGUUAGUUAUUACAAAAUCUAGAGGGGUGUCCUGCUUCGUGCACACUGCCUGUGACAGGAUGGGGAGGAGCCUUUGCAGACAGGGUUGAGCAGGUCAUGCUGUGAAAAUGGGACCCUUGAGUGGUUCUGGCUCUGUGCUACUGGGAACAGCUUCCCAACUCUCAGAUACUGUUAGCUCGCUGUAAAAUGGAAAUAGGCAUGCUGGGUUUCCUUCUUAAGGCUUCCAGAAAAAUGGUGUAGAGAGGAGGAAAACUGCACAAGUGUCACAGUGUGAUCACGUGGCACACAGCCCUCUCUUCUUGUGCCUUUUAGGCUCUGAAACUAGUUGGAGAGGUUGCCAACUACCUGUGGAGUCCCAGAAGAGCUGCCUCAGAGCCCUGCCCGGGGCACCUCUGAGAGCUGAACAGAACAGCAGGUCUGGCACAGGAGGAGGUGCAGUGGAGGGCUCUCUGUGCCUGCUGCCUGUCAGCCACAAACCAGGAGAAAGGCCUGGGUUGAUUGGGUUUUUGCUGUUUUAAAUGGUUCUGAGUCCCUUUGCAUUUCUAGUGCUACCAGAGGGAGUAUUUUCAAGACUGUGCUAAUCUGUGACAUAACACUGUUGAAAAGCAGCCUAAUUGCAGGAGUUCUUUAGCUCAGCGGUGAGAGGAACAAUGCUCUGUUUCUCUGUCUCCCCUCCCCUCCCCUCGCUCCCCCCAGUCCUCUCCCAAAUAAAGCUGCCAUGCAGGGAAGCACAGAAGCUCCCAGGCUCUCCUGUCAGAAAUAGAGCAGCAGCUCCAAUUUAGAAUAUCUGCUGACUCCUCUGCUCCUGAGUGAAGACUAUUUUUGCUCAGUGACUUGCUCUAGACAUUGUGAAGCUCGAAAGCUCUGGUGAUUAUAAUUGCUGGGCUCCUUUAUUUCUUUGAAAACCUAUAUUUAAAACGAGAAUAAUGACUGCCUGUAAAGUCCUUUAGCUCUGGAAGAGAUUGCAGCAGUAACAAUGCAGUGCUUAUGGCGCUGGGCAACAGCUAAAGCUGCCGGGAGCACGGACAGCAGCGAGCCGGUGACGCUGCGCCGGGUGCGCGGGCUGGGCUGUGCCGACCUCGCGGGCCUGCAGAGAAUACCAGAGGAGCUGACCCUGGAUGCCUUACUAGAAAUGAAUGAGUCAAAGGUGAAAGAAACAAUGAAGAGAUGUGGAGCCAGAGACGAGGAGUGCUCCAGGCUCAACGGGGCCCUGAGCUGCCUGCGGAAGGUGACGGAGUCAGGAGGGGAGCCGAGGGACGAUGUGCCGAUGGCCCUCCCCGAGCGCCGGGACAGCUCCAGCUCGCAGCCGGACCCCGCCUGGUCCCCGUGUGCCCCGGCCAAGGGCAGCCAGCAGCAGCCGCGCUCCGCGUCCGCGACCCCGCCCUGCGAGCCGCCGGCGCCGCUUCACGGGCCCUGUCCCUCGGCAGAGAGCCUGCUGGAGCCGCUGGUGCUGCCCGCGGCCGGGGGCAGGCCCAGGACUCCGCACAGCAUCACCGUCACCCCCCCGGCCACGCCGCAGCCCAAGCGCCGGCACCGCCUGAAGCCGCCGCGGACGCCGCCGCCCCCCUGCCGCAAGGUGUUCCAGCUGCUGCCCAGCUUCCCCACCCUCACCAGGAGCAAGUCCCACGAGUCUCAGCUGGGCAACAGGAUCGACGAAGUUCCUCCGAUAAAGUUCGAGCUCUCCCAGGGAUCCCCCCAGACGGUACGAAGAGACAUUGGCCUGGCUGUGACUCACAGGUUCUCCACAAAGUCCUGGUUAUCUCAGAUUUGCCAAGUGUGCCAGAAAAGCAUGAUGUUCGGGGUGAAGUGUAAGUACUGCAGAUUAAAAUGUCACAACAAAUGUACUAAAGAGGCACCUGCUUGUAGAAUAUCCUUCCUUCCCAUAACAAAAAUAAGAAGAACAGAGUCUGUCCCAUCUGAUAUCAAUAAUCCAGUAGACAGACCCACAGAACCCCAGUUUGGAACUCUCCCCAAAGCACUAACUAAAAAGGAGCAUCCACCAGCAAUAAACCACCUGGACUCCAGCAGUAAUCCUUCUUCUACAACCUCAUCCACUCCAUCUUCUCCAGCACCUUUCCAGUCUUCCAACCCUCCCAGUGCCACGCCGCCCCCAAACCCGUCCCCCAUGGGCCAGAGGGACGGGCGGUUUAACUUCCCAGCUGCCUACUACCUUCAGCAUAGACAACAGUUUAUCUUCCCAGAAAUUCCCAGUCCUGCACAAACAGCACAGCUUCCAGAAACUGCUGCAGACACUAACGCUGCCCAGCAGCCGGGCACGGGCGGAGGCGCGCGGGAAGCACAGGUGGAGGAGCCAGAGGCGAGUAAGUCGGAGCCCGAGGACGAUGAGGAUGAGGUGGAAGAUUUGCCCAACCGGCGGCCGCACCUGCAGGGGAUGAUCUACCGCAAACCCAGCCAGACCAGCGUGUACCUGCAGGAGUGGGACAUCCCCUUCGAGCAGAUCCAGCUGGGGGACCCCAUCGGCCAGGGCCGCUGGGGCAAGGUCUACAAGGGCAAGUGGCACGGGGAGGUGGCCAUCAGGCUGCUGGAGAUCGACGGCAACAACCAGGAUCACCUCAAGCUCUUCAAGAAGGAGGUGAUGAACUACAGGCAGACCCGGCAUGAGAACGUGGUGCUGUUCAUGGGAGCCUGCAUGAACCCUCCUCACUUAGCAAUCAUUACCAGCUUCUGCAAAGGAAGGACGCUGCACUCCUUUGUGAGGGACCCCAAGAUCUCCCUGGACAUCAACAAAACCAGGCAGAUAGCACAGGAGAUCAUUAAGGGCAUGGGGUAUCUCCACGCAAAGGGGAUCGUACAUAAGGAUCUGAAAUCCAAAAAUGUCUUCUAUGACAAUGGGAAAGUUGUGAUCACCGACUUUGGAUUAUUUGGAAUUUCGGGUGUGGUUCAGGAAGGAAGGAGGGAGAACGAACUGAAGCUGCCUCAUGACUGGUUGUGCUACCUGGCCCCUGAGAUUGUCCGUGAGAUGGCCCCAGGGAAAGAUGAAGACAAGCUGCCUUUCUCCAAAGCUGCAGAUAUCUAUGCCUUUGGGACCGUGUGGUACGAGCUCCAGGCACGGGAGUGGCCCUUCAGGACCCAGCCUGCAGAGGCUCUCAUCUGGCAGAUCGGCAGCGGCGAGGGAGUGAGACAAGUCCUUGCCACUGUCAGCCUGGGCAAAGAGGUCAAUGAAAUCCUCUCGGCCUGCUGGGCCUUUGACCUCAGCGAGAGGCCCAGCUUCACUGUCCUCAUGGAAAUGCUUGAAAAACUGCCAAAAUUGAACCGCCGGCUCUCCCACCCAGGGCACUUCUGGAAGUCUGCUGACAUUAACAGUAGCAAAGUUGUCCUGCGUUUUGAAAGAUUUGGCUUGGGAAUCCUGGAACCGAGUAACCCCAAGCUGUAGCCCGGUGUCAUUGUGCCCGUGCUGGCUGCCUGCUCCCACACGCACCAGGAGCCCUCCCUGGCUGCUCCACGCCGAGGCUGGUGCGCCCCACUGAAGACCAUCAGCUCAGCCCGUGUGCUGCCCGAGCACCAGCAGUUAUUUAACAAUGUUUACAUGAUACUUUUGUGUGAACUAUAUUUUUUUAAACAUAAUAAACAGUGAAUCAAGUUGAACUACAGCCAUUCUCAAACAGCACUGAGAAAGAGCUGAGCUGUUCCUGGCUCCUCCUUGUGUCCGUGGUCAGCGGGAGCUGCGCCGUGGCUCCUGCGAGGUGUUGGCCCUGCAGAGCUCAGCUCUCUCCUGCAGGCAGAGCCCAGCCUGGGCACUGGGACUGCCCAAAGCACCCUCUGUCCCAGCAGGGCUGCUCCAGCUCCGGGUCAGUCACCCUGAACUGGGCCACACCAGAACACAGCUGCUGCAGGUAGAGUCUGCCAUGGGGGCUGGCUCUCCGUUAGUGACUCAAGUGCUCUUCUCCACAGAACUCACACUAAAACCUGCUCCUUUCUCCUACAAUCCAGAGGAAUUAAGAACUGCUGGCCUUAAAAAAUAAACUCAUGACUCGUCACAGCUCUGCACAGGGACCAAUUCUUCUUUUGAAGUUCAGACAAAGUUUGAGUGCAGGGAAAGGCAAGAGAAACAGGACGAGACAAAAGCUGUCCCUAAAUAAUGCAUUAACUAAGGCCUUGAUGCACAGAGUGUCACAGCCCCUGCACACACACACUCAUAC
Motacilla alba alba is the source of this 5563-nucleotide messenger RNA. It is a transcript of the gene KSR1, whose product is annotated as kinase suppressor of ras 1. The transcript has 19 exons. Gene Ontology annotation, molecular function: protein kinase activity; ATP binding. NCBI's taxonomy places the organism in Eukaryota, Metazoa, Chordata, Aves, Passeriformes, Motacillidae. Gene Ontology annotation, biological process: protein phosphorylation. Bases 2380 to 4797 code for a protein of 805 amino acids. The record is from RefSeq and is a predicted model, not a curated record.